Messenger RNA from Impatiens glandulifera, 705 nucleotides. Its product is annotated as transcription factor MYBS3-like. The transcript is spliced from 2 exons. Gene Ontology annotation, molecular function: DNA binding; zinc ion binding. The record is from RefSeq and is a predicted model, not a curated record. Bases 14 to 640 code for a protein of 208 amino acids. Lineage: Eukaryota; Viridiplantae; Streptophyta; Magnoliopsida; Ericales; Balsaminaceae. Gene Ontology annotation, biological process: response to auxin; response to gibberellin; response to ethylene.
GGUGGAGAUUAAAAUGGCAAGAAAGUGCUCACAUUGUGGAAACAUAGGCCAUAAUUCAAGAACAUGCACAUCAUAUAGAACCAACACGACAACUACGGUCGAUAAUAUCGGUGGGCUAAAGCUAUUCGGGGUUCAUCUCGACUUAUCUUCUUCCUCCUCUUCCAUUUUCAUCAAGAAAAGCCUAAGCAUGGAUUGUCUUCCCUCGUCAUCAUCCCCGUCUCAUUUUACUUCUUUACCUUCGUCAAGACUUUCCCUCCAAGAAAACAUAAACGGGCUUUUAGGUCGAAACCAAGAGAGAAAGAAAGGGAUGCCAUGGACGGAGGAAGAACAUAGAAGGUUUGUAGAAGGAUUGGAGAAGCUUGGAAAAGGUGAUUGGAGAGGAAUUUCCAACAACUUUGUGAAAACAAGGACUUCAACACAAGUUGCUAGUCAUGCUCAAAAAUACUUUCUCCGACAAGACAGCCACAAUAACAAGAAGAGGCGUUCAAGUCUCUUCGAUAUGGUAUCCGAACAAACAUCUUCUAAGUCGAAGAAAUAUGUUCCUGACUUAGAGCUCACGCUUGCGGUUCCAAUGGGGACUAGCCAACCAAAUUCUUCUUCGAGUCCUCUCUUAUUAUCGAACCUAUUAGCAUCAUAUUGACACUAAGAAAAGGCCAGCCAGUACUGAGAUUUGUUUUACAAAAAUGCCUUAAAUUAGACAUCAAC